GGAGGUGGCGGAGGAGCAGGAAGUGGCGGCGGAACAGGAAGUGGCGGAGGAACAGGAUAUGGCGGCGGAGCAGGAAGUGGCAAAGGAACAGGAAAUGGCGGCGGAGCAGGAAAUGGCGGCGGAACAGGAAGUGGCGGAGGAGCAGGAAGUGGCAGCGGAACAGGAAAUGGCGGAGGAACAGGAUAUGGCGGCGGAGCAGGAAGUGGCAAAGGAACAGGAAAUGGCGGCGGAGCAGGAAAUGGCGGCGGAGCAGGAAAUGGCGGCGGAGCAGGAAAUGGCGGCGGAGCGGGAAAUGGCGGCGGAACAGGAAGUGGCGGAGGAACAGGAAGUGGCGGAGGAACAGGAUAUGGCGGCGGAGCAGGAAGUGGCGGAGGAGCAGGAAAUGGUGGCGGAGGAGGAAAUGGCGACGGAAAAGGAAGUGGCAGAGGAACAGGAUAUGGCGGGGGAACAGGAAGUGGCAGCGGAACAGGAAGUGGCGGAGGAGCAGGAAAUGGCGGCGGAGGAGGAAAUGGCGACGGAAAGGGAAGUGGCGGAGGAGCAGGAAAUGGCGACGGAAAAGGAAGUGGCAGCGGAACAGGAAGUGGCGGAGGAACAGGAUAUGGUGGCGGAGCAGGAAGUGGCAGCGGAACAGGAAGUGGCGGAGGAGCAGGAAAUGGUGGCGGAGCAGGAAAUGGUGGCGGAGCAGGACAUGGCGACGGAAAAGGAAGUGGCAGCGGAACAGGAAGUGGCGAAGGAGCAGGAAGUGGCGCGGGAGCAGGAGAUGGGGGAGGAGCAGGAGGUGGUGACGGAACAGGAAGUGGUGGCGGAGUAGGAAGUGGCGAAGGAGCAGGAAAUGGCGAGGGAAAAGGUGACGGAAAAGGUAAAGGAGGUAAUGGAAAGGGCAAAAGAAGAGGCUCCGGAAAAAGUAAUUCCAAAUCUGGAGGCUCUGGAUCAGGAGGUUCAGAAUCAGGAGGAGGAUCGAAAAGUUCUAAUUCUGGAUCAGGAAGUUCUAAA
Molecule: messenger RNA, 993 nt
Organism: Harpegnathos saltator (Jerdon's jumping ant)
Lineage: Eukaryota; Metazoa; Arthropoda; Insecta; Hymenoptera; Formicidae
Product: calponin homology domain-containing protein DDB_G0272472
Exons: 1
Coding region: 59-811 (250 amino acids)
Source: RefSeq, a predicted model, not a curated record